Dryobates pubescens (Downy woodpecker) is the source of this 1737-nucleotide messenger RNA. RefSeq names its product C-type lectin domain containing 14A (gene CLEC14A). The record is from RefSeq and is a predicted model, not a curated record. Gene Ontology annotation, biological process: cell migration. The transcript has a single exon. Gene Ontology annotation, molecular function: extracellular matrix protein binding; extracellular matrix binding. Lineage: Eukaryota; Metazoa; Chordata; Aves; Piciformes; Picidae. Gene Ontology annotation, cellular component: external side of plasma membrane; extracellular matrix.
AUGCCGAGGUCAGUCCCUGCUCCCGACACAUUUCCUCCGGCGGGACUGGGGGUGGGUCUCGGGGACGGCGCUCGGGUGGGACGGUGCGAGCGACCAGGGCCAGCCUGAGCCGGGACCGAGCGUUGCCACAGCUGUCGGGGCAGCCCACGCCGCUCGACCGGCGGCGCCACCGGGAUGAAGCCACCGGGAUGGUGCUUGCUCCUCGCCGUAGCGUGCGCCCAGGGCUGGCUCUCCGCGCAGCAAGCCGCCCUGCGCUGCCAGUCCGCCGGCGCCUGCUUCAGCGCCCACCUCGUCAACAAGUCCUAUGCUGAGGCCCGCAAAGCCUGCGACCGCCAGCGGGGCAGCCUGGCCUGGGUCAAUAGCGAGCCUGAGCUGCGGCUUCUGCUGGGGCUCCUGGCGGAGGCGGCGGCGCGGCCAGCGCCCUCGCUCAUCUGGGUCGGGCUGAAGAGGAACGCCUCUGUCUGCACCGACGCGGAGCACCCGCUCCGUGGCUUCUCGUGGGAGGGCGCCGGCGGCUCGGCGGCUCCGCAGGAGGUGCCACCGGCGCUUGGCCGAUGGGCGAAGGAGCCCAUGCGCUCCUGCAGCACUGCCCGCUGCGCCGCGCUGCACCUGGCUUCGACGGCGGCACCCGACGGCGGCCCAAACUGGGGCUGGAAGGAGCGACCCUGCCAGCGGGACAGCCAAGGCUACGUCUGCAAGUACCAGUACGAGGGCGCCUGCCCCGACAUCAGUCUCGCAGGUGCCCUCGGCCUCGAUUACCGCCUCCCCUUCGAGGAGCACAGCGCCAGCCCCGGCUUCAGCCCGCCGGGCACCGUGCUCACCGUAGCGUGCCCCGGAGGGGAGGUGCGGCUCAGCUGCCAGCCUGACUUGGGCAGCUUCGCCUGGAAGGAGGUGGAGGAGCCCUUCUGCCCCUGCACCUUCGGCAAUCGAAGUCCCGGCAGCGGGCGGUGCGCCGACGCGGCUGGGUGCCGCGAUGCUGCCGGCGGCUUCGCCUGUGCCUGUACCCGGGGCGGCAUGUACGGGACGCCCUGCGCGGCCACGGAGGAGGCUCCCACGGCGGAUGGCGGCCCCGCGGAGCCGCCAGGUGCCGAGGUAGAGGGACGGCGCCCUUCCACCGCGACACCCAGCCGUUCUGCGGGGCCGCCCACUACAGCCGCCGCUGGCGCGGAAAAGACGACGCCUCCGCCGCCCUUUUCCUCGUCUAACUAUGUUUUCAUUCUGGUGACGGUGGCGGUAGUGGUGCUGGUCAUCCUGGUCAUGACUGUGCUGGGGGUCUUCAAGAUCUGCUUCAACAAGAAAUCCGAGGGCCGCGGGGACAAGGAGGCGCCGGAGGCCGGCAGCAAGGCGGAUGCCAGCUCCACGGAGCCGAACGGAGGAGCUGCGGGUGGCAACUAGCCUCUGGGCGGCGGAGGACCCGUCCCUCAGGUCUGCCCCGAGUGGCAGUUCCAACGCCGAGGCAGCGCUCGGCUUCCCACUUCUCUUUCCCCCAGCCCGGCUGCCGCAGGGAGCCGGAGAAGAGGCGCUAUAGGAGAUGGCUGAGCAGAACUUGCAGAUUGUCAGACGGCGGUGUACGCAGCGACCCCUUUUUCAAGGAUUCGAAACCUAUGGACAGCCAAACGUUUUUGCCGGUCUGAAAAACGUUUGUUCAGAUGCUGACAUAACUAAAACAUGAAUAUAGUGGCCUGGCUGGCAGUACGAUUGCUUAUCUGCAGCUGCAACAGUUGUGGGGUUUUGUUU